Molecule: messenger RNA, 1438 nt
Organism: Eutrema salsugineum
Lineage: Eukaryota; Viridiplantae; Streptophyta; Magnoliopsida; Brassicales; Brassicaceae
Product: triacylglycerol lipase 1
Exons: 9
Coding region: 129-1313 (394 amino acids)
Biological process (GO): lipid metabolic process
Molecular function (GO): hydrolase activity, acting on ester bonds
Source: RefSeq, a predicted model, not a curated record
AUUUUUAGUUGUUAAAAAUAUAUUAACGUAAAAUCCACGGGAAGAUAAGAUUCGAAUUAGUUGACCAAAAAAAAUCCUAUCUAAGAAAGAAAAGGAUAAAGUUGUAAAUUUUUAUAUCUCCGGCGACGAUGAAGUGGUCGCUAAUCGCCGUUGUGGCCGCUUUUACGAUCGUCUCCGCCGGAACACAAUCCCAUCUCCUCCGUGGAUCUCCGGUCAAUUCUCUAUGCGCUGACCUCAUUCAUCCGGCUGGGUACUCCUGCACCGAAGACACUAUUCAAACGAAAGAUGGGUACAUACUAGCUCUUCAACGUGUGGCUUCUCGUGCUCAAAAUCUAACACUUCAAUAUGGUCCACCUGUUCUGCUUCAGCACGGACUAUUUAUGGCUGGUGAUGUCUGGUUCUUGGAUUCCCCAAAAGAGUCACUAGGUUUCAUUCUUGCUGAUCAUGGUUUUGAUGUUUGGGUCGGAAAUGUUCGUGGCACACGAUAUAGUUAUGGACAUAUAACUUUGUCUGAAACUGAUAAGGAAUUUUGGGACUGGAGUUGGCAAGAUUUGGCUAUGUAUGACUUGGCAGAAAUGGUUCAGUAUCUAUACUCAGUUACAAACUCCAAAAUUUUCCUUGUUGGGCAUUCUCAGGGGACUAUCAUGUCUUUUGCUGCUCUUACUCAGCCACAUGUUGCGGAAAUGGUCGAAGCAGCUGCGUUGCUUUGUCCAAUAUCGUUUUUGGAUCAUGUCACAGCUCCACUUGUAGAAAGAAUGGUUUUUAUGCAUCUUGAUCAGAUGGUUGUUGCUCUUGGGCUGCAUCAAAUAAACUUUAGAAGUGAUAUGUUAGUUAAACUUGUUGACUCGUUAUGUGAAGGGCAUAUGGAUUGCAGUGAUUUCCUCACAUCGAUAACAGGGAAGAAUUGUUGUUUCAAUGCCUCGAGGAUCGAAUACUAUCUAGAUUACGAGCCUCACCCAUCAUCUGUCAAGAACUUGCGCCAUCUUUUCCAAAUGAUUCGGAAGGGGACCUUUGCGCAGUAUGACUAUGGUUUGCUGAAAAACCUAUUAAUUUAUGGGUUAUCGAAACCUCCGGAAUUCAAACUCAGCCUCAUUCCUGCAUCAUUGCCGAUGUGGAUGGGGUAUGGUGGGAAUGAUGGCUUAGCAGACGUGACAGAUGUGGAACGUACGCUCGCGAAAUUACCUUCGAGGCCGGAGUUGCUAUAUCUUGAGAAUUAUGGUCACAUUGACUUUGUGCUUAGCACAAGUGCCAGAGAAGAUGUCUAUAAGCACAUGAUUCAGUUUUUUGAGGCAAAGAGAAAGUAUAGUAGUUAAAUAUAUUCUCUACUUUGCACAUAUUAUUCAUUGUCCACAAAAUAUGUAUCUGAUUGUAAGUAUUUUCCUUCAUGAACCUUUGUAUGUUGCCUUAAGUAAUUGAAAUAUGUUGAGUUUGUGCCUAA